GGAGAGUAGAGAAGUGUUCAUGUACUGUUUGCAUAGCUCUGUGAAUCUAGGUAAAAAUCAAGGAGAGCUAUUUAGAUGCUCAACACCUUUCAAAAAUCAGUCCCUAUAUCACUAGGUCUAAUUGCUUGUGUUUUCCACGUAAGCUAAAGCCUAAGGAAAAGUUAGAAUGAAAAUAAGAUGAAGACUUGAACUUGUCAAUAAUGGGAAAACUAAAACCAUGGCUAAAUGUAUUGUAACAUAAAUGGCCACAAUGCCAUUCAAUGGAGUUGACCCUGCUUACGUCAAUAAUGAAUGUGACUCGUAAUGUCAGUGUUUCUGGUUAUCUCUUUGAAAACGGAGUGUACUGCUGAAAUUUUUGGCAUGAUAUGACACACAUGAUCAAUUCUAGGAAUGAAGGACCAGCGUGGGGUUCAGCUGUUUACUUUCUGAUUACCCUUGAAGGCAAGACCUUGCAGGCUAUUUUUUUCUGCUGAGUCAUUUUGACAUUUUAUUAUAACAUUACAGAGUGAGUCAUAAAGCAUGGUUCUUUCUGGGCCAUACACACUCACAUCAUGCUGCAGAGAUAUUUUCAGUUUACCUUUGAGACAGAUUUUUCUUUGAGUUAGAAUGGAGCAGCAUCAAAUAUAACUCAAACACUGAAUAUUUCUAGCUCUACACAGCCCUAGUGACCCGGAACAAUAGAACAACUACACAGAGGGUGGGGGCAGACAACACACUUCCAUAAAUUCUACACCUAUCAGUGGGAGAAUUGGCUUUUUGACGAUGAAAAAGAAUAGUUGUGAAACACAGGAAAGAUUCUCUUCAGUCUUUUCUUUCCUUUUCGUAGCUGUCCCACUUAAGUCUGAGCUGGCAGCUGAACUUCUGGAGAAGGGACAAGUGCGAUUCUGGCUGCAGGCUGAAAAGCUGUCUGGCAAUGCAAAGGUCAACUUUGUAUUUAAUGACAAGGAAAUUGUUAAUGGAGAGAAAUAUAAGAUGAAGGUGGACCAUAAUACUGGCCUUAUUGAAAUGAUCAUGGAUAAAAUUGAGGACAAUGAUGAAGGGACUUAUACCUUCCAACUUCAGGAUGGAAAAGCAACGAACCAAUCCAGUCUUGUCCUUAUUGGUGAUGUGUUCAAGAAGCUACAGAACGAAGCAGACUUUCAGAGGCAAGAGUGGUUCAGGAAACAAGGUCCUCAUUUUGUUGAGUAUCUGGGAUGGGAAGUUACCGCUGAUUGCAAUGUGUUGUUGAAAUGCAAGGUGGCUAAUAUUAAGAAGGAAACGCACAUUGUUUGGUACAAAGAUGGGAGGGAGAUAAUGGUGGAUGAGGAGCAUGACUUUAAGGAUGGCGUAUGUACUCUGCUGAUAUCAGAGUUUUCCAAGAAAGAUGCUGGUAAUUAUGAAGUAAUACUGAAGGAUGACAGAGGAAAGGACAAAAGCAAACUGAAACUUGUGGAAGCAGCUUUUGCAGAUCUGAUGAAUGAAGUGUGCAGAAAGAUUGCUGUAUCUGCAACAGAACUGAAAAUCCAGAGCACAGCAGAGGGUAUCAGAUUAUUCUCUUUUGUUAAUUAUUACUUGGAAGAUCUGAUGGUGAGCUGGUUACACAAUGAUACCAAGAUUAAGUAUACAGACAGAGUUAAGACUGGUGUUACUGGGGAGCAGAUCUGGUUACAGAUCAAUGAGCCAACUCCACAGGACAAGGGCAAAUAUAUAAUGGAGCUCUUUGAUGGUAAAACAACACAUACAAGGAAGCUGGAUCUUUCUGGACAAGCCUUUGAUGAAGCCUGUGUUGAAUUCCAAAGAUUAAAACAAGCUGCUGUUGCAGAAAGAAAUCGUGCCCGGAUACUUGGAGGUUUGCCCGACGUUGUCACCAUCCAGGAAGGCAAGGCGCUUAAUCUUACUUGCAAUGUCUGGGGAGAUCCUGUCCCAGAGGUCACGUGGCUGAAGAAUGAGAAACCGUUGACAGCAGAUGCCCACUGCAUCCUGAAAUAUGAAUCUGGAAAAAGCGCCAGCUUCACUAUGACUGGUGUUAACACAAUCGACUCUGGGAGAUACGGCAUUUUGGUGAAAAACAAAUACGGCACAGAAACAAGUGAUUUCACUUUUCCCUUGCUGUAGUAAUGGCAGCUCUGUGAGGAUCAAACAGGUAAGUGCUGAUGGUAAUUAAAUCCUUGCCAUUUGUGGUUUAGUGUGUAGCCCUUAUUCAUGUGAGGAGUCCAUUGGAUGCAGGAUUGACCUCUGAAGUCUAGUGUAUGAAAGAGUAACUGUAAUUUUGAUAGCUUUAAAAUUUGAGAAAUUUCUUUUUCUAAAAGUAAGAACACUAUAAAACAUUCAGCAUGAAACACAAACCAUGCAACAUUUGCCCAGUUUGGGUUUUUUGUUAUAAAUCUGAAGCUGAGCUCAGGUUCUCUCCAAAAGAUUCAUAACCUUGACAGACAUUUUGAAUUAACCUAGGCUGACUUCUGUUUGAAAUCCUGCAGAACUUACAGUUUCUAAUAGAUUGCUAAGAAAUCAGCAGAAAAGUGACACUCAAGGGGCACAAAUCCCCUGUAGAUCAAAACUGAAGAGAAGGGAUUGUGAAAACUUUUGUGAACUGAAAUUACUAAAUUCUGUAUGGCUUAGGUAACAGGACAAAUUUUAAUGCAUUUAUCAACAUUGAUGUAGGUCAUUUUUGCACUGAAAUAGUAACAUUUUGACUAAUUUCUAAGAAAGGUUGAAGAUUUUGAAUGUAUGCAUCCAAAGCAAAACCUAUCUAUGUUUAUGCAGUAACUGACUUCAAUUGCAACACUUAUAUAAGUAAGGCAAGCAGGAUUUGUCUGGUAGGUCUGAUCCACCAAAGCAUUUAAGUAUGUGCUUAACUUUAAGCACAAGUAGUCCCCUGGUUUCAAUGGAACAACUAACAAGCUUAAAGUUUAAGCAGAUGCGUAAAUACUUUGGAUGAAGGCUUAAGGAAUUAAAAAGAUCAACUGGGACUUUGUUUUCACAGAAUUUAUAUAUAUUAAACAAAGUAAAAGUGCUUCUUACUUUUUAUUUUCAAAGCAGGGAAAGUAGCCUCAUUGUUUAAUAUGCCAUGAUUAACCUUCUGAAAUUUAAAUACAAAUGUUGCCAAUGAAUUUGAUACUUUCACUUAAUAUGAUAUGAAGCCAAUUGAAAGCUGAUAAUUAGAUCAUUCCAUUUUAGGCCCAGAAUUUACACUAUAAUUAUAAACCACAAUUGACUAAACCUGCUCCAAGUUACACUUUUGCAUCAUCAGUGAAAUCAAUAGGAUUUCAGAGGUGUAGCUGAGAGCAUAGUUUGGCCAUUUCUCAUUGGAGUAGUAGAUUAACUAAACUUUCUUAUUUCUUGCAAGUAUAUUUUUAAUACAGUU
Chrysemys picta bellii (western painted turtle) is the source of this 3343-nucleotide messenger RNA. The record is from RefSeq and is a predicted model, not a curated record. NCBI's taxonomy places the organism in Eukaryota, Metazoa, Chordata, Testudines, Emydidae.